This is a messenger RNA of Leptopilina heterotoma, 847 nucleotides long. RefSeq lists its product as uncharacterized. Bases 126 to 770 code for a protein of 214 amino acids. NCBI's taxonomy places the organism in Eukaryota, Metazoa, Arthropoda, Insecta, Hymenoptera, Figitidae. The record is from RefSeq and is a predicted model, not a curated record. The transcript is spliced from 4 exons.
GGAACACACUGAAUAAUUUAGUGGGUAUAAAUAUAAGAACCAAUAUUUCAAAUAGAAAAAAGUUAGAAACUAAAAAAUAUUCUGUAACGAAAUACUAAGAUCCAAAUUUUUUUUUUUGUAAAAAAAUGUCUUUCUUCAAAUCACUAACUUUUAUUGCGAUUUCUUCCUUAUUCAUCGUGUGGAUAAACGCACAACUAUUGAAAUACAAAAGUUUGACAAAUGAUGAUUUUGCAGCAUUGUGUGCAAAAAAUAAUGUAAAUCUUACAGAAUUUAAAAACCACACCAGAUUGAUAGAUUUAUUUUUUGCCUAUGAAAAAGCGGAUGAAAAUCCUGAAAAAAAGCAAAACUGUAUGAAUAGUACUCUACGAAAGGAACUUGAAUAUAAUAUGAAUAAUAUAGUAAAAAAAUGCAUUCAAGGAAGUAUUGAAUUAGAUGAAAGUGACAUUCAACAACUUAUUGACGAAAGCGAGAGAAAAUAUUGUGGUUUCUAUCGACUUGUUUGCUAUGAUCGAUAUCUUGGUGAAGAAAUUGGUUGUCUUAAUUAUAAUUUGACUGACACUUGCGAAACUGAAUUUUUCAAACGAAAACAGGAGAACAUUAACGAAUUAGCUAAUUUAGGAUUAUCAUUUACUCCAAAUGGAUUCAAAAAUUUCGUUCAAAUUUUCGAAUGUUUUUUAACUGAUGCCAAACAUAAUUGUAAAAAAGAACAAUAUGCAAAGCGUAAGCAGAUUUAUAAAGAUUACAUUGAUACUUUAAAUGUGAUUCAUUAGUGAUCGCGAUUAUGAAAUUUUUUCCUCAAGAAGUUUGAAAAAUUACGUAGCUAAUCAGUUAAUUGAUAGUAACAAUU